AUGGCCGGCCCUAGCAAGUCCCUGAUCCUUGAUCCGGCCUUCCAGAAAUACUACGGUACAUCUCUCCGUCCUACUCCUACCCUCCAGCCCAUCAACAAGAUAGCGCGAAUGCGCCAACUCAACGCAAACCGCUACAAGUACUUCCGCUGGACCCCGCGCCAUGCCUGGUUGUCGUUUAUCUACAUGAUUGCGAUCCCCGGUACAUUGGGCUACAUUGCCUACAAGACAGAUGGCAAAUACGAAUUCCGCGGGAAGAGGAGAGGCGAUACCAUUCUCGAAUACUAG
Molecule: messenger RNA, 285 nt
Organism: Aspergillus pseudoviridinutans
Lineage: Eukaryota; Fungi; Ascomycota; Eurotiomycetes; Eurotiales; Aspergillaceae
Exons: 4
Coding region: 1-285 (94 amino acids)
Source: RefSeq, a predicted model, not a curated record